Molecule: messenger RNA, 1605 nt
Organism: Anopheles coustani
Lineage: Eukaryota; Metazoa; Arthropoda; Insecta; Diptera; Culicidae
Exons: 3
Coding region: 1-1605 (534 amino acids)
Source: RefSeq, a predicted model, not a curated record
AUGGUGAUUGUGAAAGGAAAAUAUCUGUGCAUCGUGUCGCUGGUGAUCUUCUCGAUCAGUGGGAGCGCGUACACGACGCAACGCACGAAUGCUGCGGCAAGCGACGAAGGUAGCCCGUUCUUGGAUAUGGCGUCCGAGUUUCUGUCCUCGUUGGGCAAUCAGCAGGGAGCGGGAGGUGGUGGUGGUGGUGGUGGCGGGCUCGGAGGUGCCGCAGGACUCUCCGGAAUCGCAUCCAUGCUGCUGCCCCUGAUGGCGAACGCCAACGGUGGUGGUGGAGGUGGAAAGGCCAACGGAAACGAUGGCAUGGGAGCGAUCCUCUCGGGUAUUGGAAGCAUGCUGGCCGCGAACGGUGGAGGUGGUGGUGGUGGAGGUGGUGCUGGGUUCGAUCCGGCACUGAUCGGAAACGUCAUCCAAAUGUUUGCCGGAGCGGCCAGUUCCGCCGGUGGAGGCGACGAGGCGGCCGAUGAACCAGUCCGUCGCCAGGGCGCGGGUGGAAAGCGCCAGAAACGGCGGGCUUCGGCGGAGCAAGCGGGAUCGAACCCGCUGGUGGACACGAUGCUGUCGAUGGCCUCGAGCUGGCUGGCGAACUACAACAGUGCCGAGCAUGAUCAGGACCAGCCGGCCGCGGGUGGCGGUGCGGACGCGCUCGUCAAUCUGCUUCCGUUGGCCGUUCAAGCGUUCCAGUCGUUUACCGGACCGGAGAUGCAGCGCACGCAGGAGAAGCACAAGGAUCACUCGUGGGUGCUGCCACCGUUCCUCGAGAACAUCCACGUCAUGUGGGACCAGUUCACGCAGUCCGAGCUGGCCGAGGCGCUCUGGGCCAAGCUGGGCCUCAACGCGGUCUUCAAGGGCUUUGUGGGGCGCGACGGUAAGCUGGACUACGACAAGCUGUUCCAAUCGCUGCAAAACCAAUCGUUCCGCCGGCGCUGGAUCAAGGCGGCCACGAUCUACCUGGCCGAGUGGGUCAACUAUAUCGCCAACCCGGAAGUGUACCAGAGGUACAUUGGCACCGGACAGAUGAUGGCCAACGGAUUCCUACAGUCGCAGGGCUACCCGAAGCAAACGUUCAUCGAUAUUAACCGACCGAGUGAAACGAUCUCCAAUCUGAUCGAUCACGUCGCGAAACGCCACCUGGCGGUAAAGAUUUCCUCGGUGCAGUACGUGAAGCCAGCCGUCAACUAUGUGAAGGAUCUUCUGAAGCUCGGCAAGGCCAAACAGUUCCUACAGCAGUACAACGUCACCGAGAUGACCGACAAACUCACGGAUACGCUCAACCUGGAGGUCAUCGAACCCGUCCUGAAAGUGCACCGUGCGUACCGACAGGCGAUUGCCAACCCGCACUGCGAUAAGUACAUUCUGUGCGAGAUCAACUCGCACGAUCCGAACGAAAAGCUUGGUCUCGGUGGUUUCAAGCACGGAGUGACCCGGUUCGGCAGUAUGGCUGCGGCUUGGUUUAUCGCGCAGGAAACUCGCACCCCCUUCUGGACCCUGUUCGCCAACAUCAACGAUCCGCACCACUGCGACAUCAAGCAUCCGGUCGACUGUGCGGAGUAUCACGAGAGUGAGGAUCGCGUCACGACCGAAUAUCCGCACAGUGAGCUAUAA